AUGUCGUCUCGAUUUCCCCUUUCGUCCGGGUUUAACUCCCGUGACCGCUCUCCACCGCGCUUCGGGGACCGUCGCGCGCCUGUCGGUCCCCGUGGCCCUGAUGACGGGAGCCCUUCAUUUGACAGGGAGCCCCCCCCGUGGCCCCCGAGCUCUGGGGGCUUUGGUGGUGGUCGGGGUCGCGGCUAUGGUCGGGGUGAUUUUAGAGAUCGUGACCGUGACCGUGACCGAGACAUGCGAGACCGCGACCGCGAUCGCGACUUUCGAGACAAUCGCGAUGCGCCCCCAUUCCGCCGCGACAUGGAUCGGGACUGGGGACGCCGGGACCGUAACUUCGACCCUCGAGAUGCGCCCCGAAUGGGCUUUGGCCGCGGCCGAUCACGUUCCCCUACGCGCGACUUCCGUGACUUGAGAGAUCCCCCCCGGACGAGAUUUUGA
Penicillium maclennaniae is the source of this 435-nucleotide messenger RNA. RefSeq lists its product as uncharacterized. The record is from RefSeq and is a predicted model, not a curated record. Bases 1 to 435 code for a protein of 144 amino acids. Lineage: Eukaryota; Fungi; Ascomycota; Eurotiomycetes; Eurotiales; Aspergillaceae. The transcript is spliced from 2 exons.